CAAGUUAGGGACCCAGAGAGGGAGGGACAGAGCGGGGGGGUGGCGGCUGCAGCGCGAGCCGCCCGGACAGAACGUUCCCCGGGAGCUGCAGCGGCGCGAGCCGCCCCGGAUAGAACGUUCCCCGGGAGCUCCUCGCUCUUCCGUGGUCCCCGCCUGUCCCGCUACAAGAGGCUGGGGGCUUGCAGCGAGGGAUCCGCGCACGGUGCACGCCCCGCAGCCUGGAGUGGGGGAGGAGGAUGGAGGGGCGGCGGUGAGGGGGGCCCCCUUGGAGAACAGCCGCAGCAGCCUUCCCAAGACGAGGGGAGAGGAGGAGGAGGAGGAAGCAGCCGCGGUGGCUUGUGCGGAGGCGAGGGGCAGAGAUGGCCAACGACUCCGUUCAGGGUGAGCAGAGCUGGUCAUUCCUGGAGCAACUGGCACUCGAUCCCAGCCCCGACCUGGCGGCGAGCAGUGUCCAGCAGCGCCUGGAUGAGGAGAAGGAGCGGAUCCGCCGUGAGAUCCGCAAGGAGCUGAAGAUCAAGGAGGGAGCGGAGAACCUGCGCCGGGCCACCACCGACCGCCGCAACCUGGCCAGCGUGGAGAGCCUGCUGCGUGGCUCUGACCGCAAACUGCAACAGCUGCACUGCCAGCUGCAGCACCUGGACGCUCACAUCAUGGUCAAGGAGCCGGAGGAGAGCGGAGAUGCCCCCCAGUCGCCCAACAGCCUGAGCCGCUCGGCAGCCAACAAGCACCGCCUGGCUGGGCUGGAGAAGCAGCUGAACAUUGAGCUGAAGGUGAAGCAGGGGGCAGAGAACAUGAUCCAGAUGUACGCCAAUGGCUCCACCAAGGACCGGAAGCUGCUGCAAACGGCCCAGCAGAUGCUGCAAGACAGCAAGACCAAGAUCAAUAUCAUCCGCAUGCAGAUCCGCAGAGCCGCGCAGGCUGACGUGCUGCCACCUGAGGGCGAGGACGUGCAAGGGAAUCUGGACCUGAGCUGCAUGGAGCUGCGCAUCGAGGAGCUGCGCCAUCAUUUCCGCGUGGAGCACGCUGUGUCCGAGGGGGCUAAGAACGUGCUGCGCCUGCUGGGCUCUGCCAGGACACCGGACCGCAAGGCCAUCGCUGAGGCCCAGGCGAAGCUGACCGAGUCGAGCCAGAAGCUGGACCUGCUGCGCCUGGCACUGGAGCGGCGCUUGGGGGAGUUGCCUGAGGAUCACCCCAAGGGCUGCCUCAUCAAGGAGGAGCUGAUCAUGGCCACCUCAUCUGCCUUCAGCACCCGCAACAACACCCCUUACCAGCACAACCAGUACAGCACGCUCUGCAAGCCCUCACCCCUCACAGGGAUGCUGGAGGUGCAGCUGCUGGGCUGCAGUGGGCUGCUGGAGUCGGUGCCUGGUCGGACCCGUGGUGGUACUGUCUCGCUGCCCUGCAACAACCCCGGCGAGGCGCGCACCAUCUUCAUGAACCGCAGUGGGCGGGGGCUCUACAGCCGCAGCGGCAGCCUGAGUGGCCGGACCGUCCUCAAGUCCGACGACUUCAGCAAUGAGGUGAGCGCCGUGCUGAAGCUGGAUAACACUGUGAUGGGGCAGACAGCCUGGAAGCCUGUAGGCCAGCAGGCCUGGAACCAGACCUUCGCCCUGGAGCUGGAGAGGGCGCGGGAGCUGGAGAUCUCGGUGUAUUGGCGGGAUUAUCGCAGCCUCUGUGCCUUGAAGCACCUCAAGCUGGAGGAUUUCCUGGACAACCAACGCCAUGAGAUCCACCUGGACCUGGAGCCCCAGGGCACCCUGCUCGCCGAGGUGACCUUCUUCGACCCUGUCAUCGAGCGCAUCCCCAAGCUCCAGAGGCAGAAGAAGAUUUUCUCCAAGCAGCAAGGCAAGGCCUUCCUGCGCGCCCGUCAGAUGAACAUCGACAUCGCUACCUGGGUGCGGCUGCUGCGGCGCCUCCUGCCCACCACCAGCUCCACUGGUGCCUAUAGCCCCUCGGCCCACGUUCCCACUGGGCCCGGCUCCGAGGGCCACCACAACCUGGCUAGAGACUUCUCCAUCGAGAAGCUGAACCUGGACAUUGAUAAGCCGCUGCAGGAGCGGCCAGGCCAGCCGGCUGAUGGCGGGGAGCGACCGGAGAGGGGCGCACUGAGCCCGCAAGCAGGAGAUGAGGAGCUGGUGCUGGGAGGAGACACCCGAAGGCCUGGGAAUAGUGCCCUGCACAGGACGACACCUUUGACGCUGGAUGAAUUCAGGUUCCUGGCCGUGCUGGGACGCGGGCACUUCGGCAAAGUGCUGCUCUCCGAGUACAGCCGCACAGGGGAGCUCUACGCCAUCAAAGCCUUGAAGAAGGGGGACAUUGUGGCACGGGACGAGGUGGAGAGCCUGAUGUGCGAGAAGCGGAUCUUCGAGACGGUGAAUAGCUCACGGCACCCAUUCCUGGUGAACCUCUUCGCCUGCUUCCAGACGCCUGAGCAUGUCUGCUUCGUCAUGGAGUACACGGCCGGCGGCGACCUCAUGAUGCACAUCCACACAGACGUCUUCACUGAGCCGCGGGCCACGUUUUACGCCGCCUGCGUCGUCCUUGGAUUGCAGUUUCUUCAUGAGCACAAAAUAGUGUACAGGGACCUGAAGCUGGAUAAUUUAUUACUGGACAAGGAGGGUUUUGUGAAGAUCGCAGACUUUGGCCUAUGCAAGGAAGGGAUGGGCUACGGCGACCGCACUAGCACAUUCUGCGGGACCCCCGAGUUUCUGGCGCCCGAGGUGCUGACAGACACGUCCUACACCCGCGCCGUGGACUGGUGGGGGCUGGGCGUCCUGAUCUACGAGAUGUUGGUGGGGGAGUCCCCAUUCCCAGGCGAUGACGAGGAGGAGGUGUUUGACAGCAUUGUGAAUGACGAGGUGCGGUACCCCCGCUUUCUGUCCACCGAGGCCAUCGGCGUCAUGCGCCGGCUCCUGCGCAGGAAUCCGGAGCGUCGCCUGGGCUCCAGCGAGCGGGAUGCCGAGGACGUCAAGAAGCAGCCGUUCUUCAGGGUCAUUGACUGGGAGGCCUUGCUUGCCCGGCGGCUCCCUCCCCCCUUCGUCCCCAUCAUCAAGGGGCGUGAGGACAUCAGCAACUUCGACGAGGAGUUCACGGCUGAGGCGCCCGCACUGACGCCGCCCCGCGAGCCACGCCAGCUCACCGCUGCCGAGCAGGAGGCCUUCCGUCAUUUCGACUACCUUGCGGACACCUGCUAGCCCAGGGGAGAGCUGGACCGCAGGAAGGGACGGAGGGUUUUCCACCAGUGCCCCUUGGACUCUGAAGGACUCACUGGGCGGGGAAUCUGCCUGGAUCCGUGCUCGGGGGGCAGUUUGACUCCAAGGCUGCAGAAGCAAGACAGGGGUGGUGGAUCUCUUAGAGUCCCUGCCAGGGACUGCUGCCCCCCAACCCAUCCCGCCUCAUCUGAGCCCCCGGCUGCCCCCUCUGCCUGUGACUUUCUCUUGGACCACUGUAGUUUUGCCAACAAGCAGAGGGGGGGAACUCAGCGCUGGCCCCACCCUGGUUCCUACCUCCAGCCUGGGUCUGGCCCUGGCACUGCCGUGGGUAAAAGGCCAAGUCCCACUCACUGCUCCCAGAGGUGGUUGCAGCGACAGGAGGGGUCUGUGCUCUGUAUCCUGGGUGGGGGGAGGAUGGGCACUGAGGGGAGGUGGGGGCAAGCUCGUGGGUGUGGGGAACUGCUGGUCCCUCGGGGCAAGUAGGGGCCACCCUGAGGGUAGAGGAGUGGCACCCAAUGUUGAGUCCUGGGAGAGGACUUGUGGCCAGGUCCCAUAAGGGUGCCCAGGAGGGUCCCCCUCCUGCCUCUGCCAUACAGUGACCCACCCCCCUGCCCCUCUCUGAGGCCCUCAUCCUACCGCAACUCUACCCAGGGUUCAGCUGCCCUCUGCCCCUGGCUCUGGGCCCAUCUGCUCCCCAGGGCCAGGCGAAGGUCAGCCUAGCCCUUUACCUGAGGGCUGUGCCUCAUAUCAUGGACCAUCUGGAGCCAGGUGAUGCAGGAGCUGGUGAGGGCAGCUGCCGCUGGGGAGGAGCAUGGGGGCUGUUUAUACAGGGAUCCCUGACCUGACACUGAAAUGCAUCCGCCUCUGGGGUGGGCUGCAUCAGCUGCUUAACAGCCACCAGCAACGGCGCAGAACAGUUUUAGGACUGGAGGGGAAGGGGGAUCUUAUGGGGCCUGUAGGCAGGUGGCAGGGGGCUGCCCCAAGGGGACUUUGGCGAGGAAGCUGGCGCUCCUACCCUGUCACUGGCCAUGGGCUGGGCCAUGUUUUUAAGAACACGGUGGCCAAACACCUGUCGGGGACGGUCUAGGUACCGGUAGCCCUGUCUGGGUGCAGAGUGCUGGACGUGACCUUGGGUUCUGCGAUGACUGAUCAGGGCUCCAGCUUUAGGGAGAGUGGAACCUCUCCGCGCAGCAUAGCGCCCCCUAGAGCCGCGCUGGUGUUCUAGGGUCCGUGCUCACUAUGACGGGAGAGCGCCCCUGCUGUGCUCCCCCACCCUGCUCCCAGUAGCACAGCGCCCCCUAAUGCUGUAUGGGGGCACUGAGCCCCUGUCCCACUCCCUGCAUUUUCCUUGUCUCUCACCUGUCUGACUGCACUCAGCAUGAUGUCCUAGCCCCCGUGCAUUGCAUGAAGGUUAGAGGGGCUGGAGCCACAUCACUCCUGAUAAAGGGGAGCAGGCGGCUCCCUGUGUAUGACUGGGGUGAAAGCUGUGGGCUGCUGGCCCCAUGGGAAGGUCAGGCAGGCACAAGGGCUGAGGGCACAGCAGAUCCACAGAGGCUGGGGGAAGGGAUUCCCUGUGUACCCCCUUCCCCAGGGGUGGGGGGAGGCUACUGUCUCUAAGUUCCCACCCACAGGAUGCUGCCCUGUCCUGCAGCACCUCCCCAUGGGAGCUUCAUGCAUGUGCCUGCUGCUCCAGCCCCCACUGAGCUGUACCCCUCACUGCAGUGUCGGGGAUGCAGGGAAGCGUUGCCACAACAGGGGCUGUUCUCAUCCUGCUUGGCAGGAGUCGAGCCCAUUGCUUAUGAAUGGGUGGGAGGGUCUAGUGAUGGAGGUGGGGCUGGGAAUCAGGACUCCUGGGUUCUGUUACUGAUGGGGAAGAAAGAAGGGUCUCGUGGUUAAAGAGGGGCAUAUGGCCAGAAGUCAGGGUUCUGUCCUGGACCUAGGAGAGUGGGCUCUAGUGAUUAGAGCAGGAGGGGCUGGGAACCAGGAUUUCUGGGUUCUGUUCCCAGCUCUGCCACUUAGUUGCUCUGUGUGCCUGGCCGAGUAACUUUUCUUGUGCCUCGGUUUCCCCUUUAACAUUCCCACUCCUGCCUGUCAGCCUUUGGGGUGUGGUCGCUCUGGCUCCAAGAAAAGGCUCAAAGUUACAGUCACCUUGCCGCCUGUCUGCCUUUUAACUACCUCUGUCCCCACAGGGAAACCCCCGGGCUGUGUUCUGCGGGGCAAGAGGGAGCCAAUCAGCUGCCUUUGUGGUAUGAGAUGUGAGUUGUAAAUUAUAGACCAGUUAAGCAAA
This is a messenger RNA of Chelonoidis abingdonii (Abingdon island giant tortoise), 5499 nucleotides long. RefSeq names its product protein kinase N1 (gene PKN1). NCBI's taxonomy places the organism in Eukaryota, Metazoa, Chordata, Testudines, Testudinidae. The record is from RefSeq and is a predicted model, not a curated record. Gene Ontology annotation, biological process: signal transduction; protein phosphorylation. Gene Ontology annotation, molecular function: small GTPase binding; ATP binding; protein serine/threonine kinase activity.